AUGGCCAGUGGCGACCUUCUCCUUGAAGUUCGUGACAAAAUACAACACGACAAAUUGCCAAAUCUUGUUUCAUUUGGCGAAACCCCAAUUUCAGUAACCCCUCACCGUUCCCUCAACAGCACAAGAGGUGUAGUUUCAGAGCAGGACCUUCUAGAACUGACUGAGGCAGAGCUCCUAGAGGGCUGGAAGGAGCAGCAUGUCACUAAUGUGCAACGAAUCAAGAUCCGCCGAGAUGACAAAGAAAUACCCACAAAACACCUGAUCCUUACCUUUUGUACCAGCACUCUCCCUGAAAGCAUCGAAACAGGCUAUAUGAAAAUUAAUGUCAGACCGUACAUACCGAAUCCACGACGAUGUUUCAAAUGCCAAAGAUUCGGCCACGGCUCUCAGAGCUGCCGAGGCCGUACCACCUGUGCAAAGUGCGCGUCCCAUGACCACCCUGCGGACAACUGCAACGACCCACUUCACUGUGCAAACUGUGACGGCGAACACGCCGCCUAUUCUCGCUCCUGUCCUUCAUGGAAGAAGGAAAAAGAAAUCAUAACACUUAAAAUAAAAGAAAAUAUCUCGUUCAAAGAAGCGCGCAAGCGUCUUUCUAUUGCACAGGGACCUACAUUUUCCGAAGUGGCACGGCUGGGGGCACGGCCACAACGGUAUUCGGCGGCUGUUAGGACCACCCAGAGUGGACCGGCGGCAUCGCCACUCGCCCCUACUGCGGGACCAGCUAGUGCUGGCCUGCUACCCAGCAAGAUCCAGCAGCCCUCAGGGUCUGCUGUUUCUAGUUCUUUAAGGGCCUCUGCUCGCGUAGAGAAGCCCGAAACACCCGCGAGCGGACACCGCGAGCGGACAUCCAUCGCCUCCACAGAGGCGAUGGAUACAUCACAAAGUGCGUCGGCGUCCCAGACGCCGAAGGCCCGGCGCAGUUCUCAGGAGCGCGCCAAAAAGGACAAAACCCGCAUCACGGGGCCUGGAAAGAGCCCUGUGGGCUAA
Dermacentor albipictus is the source of this 990-nucleotide messenger RNA. Lineage: Eukaryota; Metazoa; Arthropoda; Arachnida; Ixodida; Ixodidae. The record is from RefSeq and is a predicted model, not a curated record.